CUUGGGAGAUUUGUUUUGUUUACGGGAAUUUUGUCCAUCGCGGUUUUUUUCACGAAAUAUCACGAAAAUCUUCCGAAGACACACGACGACUUGACCCGAUUCAACCGGUCCGUCAAAUAUAACCUCAAAAAUGCAAAAACGUUUGUUCCUUUUUUGCUAACAGAAAUGCGCUUUCGCGAGGAUUUUGUAAAUAAUUUGCUUAUUUAGGAUUAAUUAGUGCAAAGGUGGGAAAAUGAGCGAAAACUUUGCAUUAGCGGCAUUGUCGGCUGAUACUCAAGUUCUGGCCAGAACUAUUGCAAAUACCGACACACUGGUGAGGAGAUUGCGCAAGGCGCAACAGGAGAAUGAGGAAUUGAAGAAUAUAGUGCAGACGGUACAAAAAACCGCCACAAAGGUCAACCAACUGUACUUGACGGAACAGGAGAAGUGUUGCCGCAAUGAGAAGCUUCUGCGGGAUUUACGGGAUGAAUUGCGUGACACGAAGGAGCGUGAGCAAGCACAUGCACAUCAAAUCAUCAAUAUGGAUCGUUUGCAUGAGCAAACAGUUGAGGAAAUACGCCAAUCAGCUGGGAAAGUGGAGAAAAGUCAGGAGAAGUUCUUCAUUCAAGUCACGAAGGAGUUACUGCGGAGUGUUCGGCUACUCAUGGAGAAUGACCUAAUGGACGGGAAGGCUGUGCAGCGAAUGAAUACGCUUCGGAAUAAAAUGGCAGGAUACCACUUCUUGAAGAAUGCCCUGAAGGAGUUUCCCAGUUUAGAGAGGAAGACAUCGCAGAGGGUUAGGAAGACUCCGGUGAAGGUUCCUCGUGAAUCUCUGAGUGAUACUGAGAGUGUGGAUGAUGGGACAUUUGAUGAGUGCCUAGAGAGGAGUUUGGAGAAAUCUCUGGAGAAGCUUCCGGCGGAUUCGUCAAGUGAUUCCGACACGGGGUACGGUACGGUGUUCUUUGAAGCAGCCCAAUUGGAAGACAAUAUGAGGUUGUGUAGCUUCCAGGAGAUUCCCAGCAUUACCACGGAGAAACCAUCCGUGAAGGAAGUUGCCGUUCAAACGUGUCCAGGAAGCUUCUGCAGCAGGGGUACCAUGACAACAAGUAUUACCGUUACAAGGGGAACAAACACAGAGAAUCACGUGAAGACUGCCAGUGUUGGGACACUCUUUCCGGAAUUUGAAGUACCUGGUUCCUAUGAGAAAAUCUUCGAAGAGAUGAUUGUGGAUCUUCCGGAAUUUGUCAAUGAACUCCCCAGUGCCCCAAUGAAAGAUGCCUCAACGGCAACAGAAGAAGCUCCGGAGAGGCAAUUUGCAGAUGCGGAAACACUGACGGAUUUGUACAAUGUCCGGAAGAUGAUUGGCUAUAGGAAACGUGAAGUUGCAGCAACAGUGGCGGCAAAUGUCAAAGUUGAGAAUUUGAAGAUGGAACCCCCAUCACCGCGUCCAAAUGAUGAGAUUCCUCUGCUUCAUCCGCAAUUUGAGCGCGUGUGGUCAAUUAUGGGGCAGACACUGUUUGCGGUAUUGAGGAAUUCAACGACAGAUCUCACACAUAGUCAGUACCUCAAUGAAGCUGAGAGUAUUGUGAAGGAAAUCCUCAAGGAGGAGAUCUUCAAGGGAGAUGGUGCUGUGAAUAACUUCCUGCCUGAUAUUGUUGAUCAUCCGGGAGUAGUGUUGGGGAAUCCCAUUGGGCUGGAGGUGGAGAAUCCCAAAGAAAUUGAAGAGAAUAUUCCUCUUGUGGAGGAGGAGAUCAUGAAGAAGCCACAGCCAGUCAAGAGGAAGAGUAUUGUGGAUUUGAAGUCUGUGAAGAAGAUUAAACUUCAGCGGCCGAGGGAAGAGGAAGAAACAAAGGAGGAAGCUCAGGAGGGACAAAAUGUCCAGGAAAAAGAUCAGGAGGAGGAUUUUUUUGAGGAGGAAUUCAACCUAGAUGUGAUCCGAGCUUUCUAUGCUCAUCCCCUUCCAUUGGAACCUAUUGAUGAUCUUCCGGAGGAAUUACUGAAGCCUCCAGAGCCACAGAAGGAAGUUCCGGAAGAAGUCCAGGAAGAUACAGCCCCCAAUUCAAUGGCAGAAACCCCCAAUUCAGUGCCGGAAACACAAGAAGAUCCCCCGAAGAAGCCAUCAAGGCCAUCAAUAAUGAACUUUGUACUCGGGCAGACAUUCCAGAGGUUUAGCAAAGCACCCAAUGGUGAAAUUUUGGGGAAAUGUGAAAUGAUUAUUCGGGAAUAUUUGCAGGUGGAAUGGGUGUCGGGUGAGCUAGUGAAAUAUGUUGAGAAGAUGAUUGUCCUGAAGCCGGAGGAGCAAAUACUAUUUGAUGCCAUUGCGGGGAUUGUGGAAGCUUCAUUGGAUCAAUUGGUGUUUAAUCCCUUCGGGAGCUUAGCUCCCCUUGUACCCAAGACGCAUCAACAAAUCAUCAUUUACUGCCACACAAUUGCCCAAAACUAUCCCGGUGGGUUCCUGCGUCGCUUCCAGCAUGCCAUUGAGAGGAGGAUCUUCACGUUGACAGCGGAAAAACUCUGCCUGAAGAAGCUCAUUAAUCUCACGUUCCUCCUCAUUCCGCUGAUGGAUUUGCAAUUUGAGGAGAGGCAGGGAAAGAUCCCCAUCCGGUUGUUUAUCUUCAAAUGCCUCUACUACUUUCACCACAAAGCCCCACCGCUUAUCUAUAUGAUUCUCAAGGCAUUUCCGGAUGCCCUCCCGGAGGCAAAAGAUGGGGAAUUCCACACAAUGGAGCCCCUUUUGCUGGCACUUCGAUGCGCCCUGGCCAAUCUCCCACCAUUGUCGAAUGCCGAGACAGAGAGGGUGGAGUACAAGAAGAAGGAACUCCUGCAGCUUCUGCGGCAGAAGUACAAAUACAUCCCCGGAAGCCCAUCAGCUGAGGAAACCACCGAAAUUCUCCUGAAGCACCUCCAGCAGGGCAAUUGCAGCAACAUUGCACACGCCCUGACACUCGUGGGGAAGAGAAUGGGCGUUGUGUGGGUGGAAACAAAUCUCAUGCAGAGGCAUCUCAUCCCGCGGCUCAAUGAUCUCCUCCUGGAGCCACCGGCAGAAGGGAGGAAUAGCCAAAUAGUCACCGUUGUCACGGCAAUUUCCUCCCUCGUGAAGGCUUUCCCCAACAUGAAGGAUCCAGCGGAGUACCAUCGAAUCUUCAGCUGUGUCCUCGAAAGCAUGGCAGCGUAUCCGCAUGUCCAGGAAGCAGCUAUUGGGGCUUUUUUGCGCCUAGCGCGUUUCGGGAUGAUUAGUGUCUUCAGUCAGAUCUAUCAGUGGCGCUCCCGGGGGCCAAUUAGUCGGCAUCUAGCAGCAGCCCUCGAGACGUUUGUUCACAGGAAGCCCCGGAAGUACUGGAUGGCGCUUGAGAGGCAAAUUAAAUAAAAACGAAUUUUCUUGGAGUGAAUUAAAAGAGGAAUUUUAUUUUGAA
Molecule: messenger RNA, 3392 nt
Organism: Lutzomyia longipalpis
Lineage: Eukaryota; Metazoa; Arthropoda; Insecta; Diptera; Psychodidae
Gene: Ice1
Product: little elongation complex subunit 1
Exons: 2
Coding region: 233-3346 (1037 amino acids)
Source: RefSeq, a predicted model, not a curated record